CGCCAAACUACGGACGCUGCGCUAGUGGACGUAAAGAUAAGGUGAAAGGCACGUAAGUUAAAACCAGGAGAACAUAAGACUUAUGAGAUUUCCUUGAUCACUCACUGACUGGGGAGGUCGCUCUGAUCGGUCCGCUAAUGAUAAUGAAUUGGGUAAUCGGUGCAUGUAAAUGUAAUACUAGAUAAGUCUCUGAACCUUGUUUUCACUAGAAAAACAGCGCACGCCUUCUUCGCGUGACUCCCUCUUCAUAUAUUUCUAUCCUCCUUCCUUCUUCUGCUCUUCCAUCAUGGCAGAACCAUCCUCCAAUGUCACAGUAUCCCUUCUCCCAGUAUCCCUCUCACUAGUACACAUUCCUCGCUCUCGUCUGCCCCAGUUAUUACAUCCUGUCCUAAGGCAGAUCUUGCAGCCAAACCCCACUUUCAUCAAUGUCACCUGCAAUGAGAUUGAACUUAGUCUUUUCGCAGAAUCUCACAUGCUAGCAGAUUUUGAACCCGUUGCCAGGCGAGACAGGCAAAGGCAACGAUCUCGCUCUGGCUCAGGAUCCAGUACAAAGCGUGCCCAGCCUGUAUUACCUCAAGACCACCUUGAAAUAUCCUACGAAAAGUGGAAUGUUCUCCAAAUUGAUUCUCAUUCUGAUCAACUCGACAGCUCCGGAGCCCGUGUACACGAGCUGUCUGCACCGUUAGCUGCAGCUGGAAUUUCUAUCCUAUAUCAAUCCUCUUACUUGAGCGACUUCAUAUUCGUAAAGGAGUCGAGACUCCAGGAGGUCAUGUCUUUGUUGGGAUCAACGGGAUUCGAUCUCUAUUCCUCCGACCCGGAACUACUCACUUCCAGAGUGGUUUCCCCGAUGCUCUCCCCGAUCUCUCCCGAUGACUCUUCCAUCCCCGACGUAGCCCAAGAUAUUACGGUAGAAUCCGGUGCCAUUCUGACCCGCACAAGGAAUAGUCUCGACACCGUUUCUGCUGCUGCUAUUACUUUGCAGUAUAUAAACCUCACGGCGUCACCCGAUGACUCACCAGCAAGCAGUCCGACCCAUCAUAAACCCCCAUCACGUCACAAAUCACACUCCCCGACCUCGGGGGAAGUGCGCGUAUUGACUCCUAACCUCGCUUGUGUUGGCCUUUCUGAUGACAGUGUUGACACAUGGGGACUUAAGAUCGUAAAGCUGGUGGCGUUCCCCGAAUUGAUUCCUGUCAAGGAACAACCCUCACGAUCACGCAAGUCUCAGUCUCGCAACGCCCACCCUACCCACGGAGUUCUGCUAUCGUCGUCAAGUCGAAACCGAUAUCCAGAUUCAUCAGAUUCAUUUUCUUCCUCGAGCGAUGAUGAUGAUGAAGAAGGCUACUUUUCUCACUCUCCUCUCGGGAACUUGUCAUCCACUUCACUCCAGUCCUCCGCCGCUUCUCGGUCCUUUCCAGAUCUAUCAAUUUCUAUCCCUUCACAAACGGGACCUUUCAAACGUCCCGCAAAACACAUUGUUGCUCCACUUGCACCGCUCUCUCCUCUUGAAUCAAAGCCAGCAUCACAUCGUAGACCCACCUUCCAUCAUAUGGACGCAUCAGUUACCAUCAAGAAGCCUGCAGAUGAGACCAUACGUGGCAUGGUCCCAUUUUUCAGCUUCACUCGUACGCAAGAAGGCACCUCUUUAACGACUGAUGUUUCUCUUCUGGCCGCGCUAUUUCCUCCGAAUGAGCGGCAUAUGAUGAUUUGUGCUGGCGAACUUGAUGCUCUUGAUGCACAAAGUUCGAGCACAGAUUCAGACUCCGAGGACGACGAGGACACGGUUUCAUCAGGUGGUGCCCUUAAAUGCUUGCAGAUCGAUCUGCGCAGAUUCGGACUUGAUAAACAUGGCUUGGUGAACCGUUUUUCGCGAGUCUUGGAACAAAAUGGCAUCAACCACAUGUAUAGCUCGACCUAUAAGACGGCUAAUCUACUGGUGCGUAUCAGUGCCUUAAUUAUGUGCUUCGUUGUGACGAACCCUGUCCUCGUCUUCACCACCAAAAUGAUCCAGGCAACGCCCGGUGCCGCCUACAUUUCACACACAUUCAAUCCCUUGUGUCAUACCCAAGGAGUUUAGAACUACUUUACAAAUUUCAUAUUUCCGCAAGCCCCGCUUUGGUUUAGCGUUUAUGGCGAAUGAUACCCCCCUUUCUAUAUCAUUAUGGGUGUCCCAUGCGAUUCCUUUUGGUUUUAAACCCUCAUUUCGCGCGUUGUAACGUAUGUCGCACUCAUCGUCAUCUGCUUGUUAUUUCAUCUCGGGCAUUUACUAACCCAAUGUUCUUUUAUGCAUCCAACCACACAUAC
Messenger RNA from Suillus subaureus, 2304 nucleotides. RefSeq lists its product as uncharacterized. The transcript is spliced from 5 exons. Bases 287 to 2077 code for a protein of 596 amino acids. Gene Ontology annotation, cellular component: cytosol. Lineage: Eukaryota; Fungi; Basidiomycota; Agaricomycetes; Boletales; Suillaceae. Gene Ontology annotation, biological process: regulation of intracellular signal transduction; cellular response to L-arginine. The record is from RefSeq and is a predicted model, not a curated record.